Myotis daubentonii (Daubenton's bat) is the source of this 1474-nucleotide messenger RNA. RefSeq names its product transmembrane protein 270 (gene TMEM270). The record is from RefSeq and is a predicted model, not a curated record. Lineage: Eukaryota; Metazoa; Chordata; Mammalia; Chiroptera; Vespertilionidae.
AUGGACAGGGGGAGGGAAGCAGGUAAUUCUCUUGUGGCAACUGGGUCCCCAUGGCAACCUGGCCCCCACCCUGUGGUGUCUGUGAGGUCACCUGCUUCUCCCAGCUGGAGGAGGGGCAGGGGGCCAGACGUGGAGGCCGUCCCUCCCUCCAGAUCCAGCCUGAUGGGGAUUCUGCUGCUGGUGGUGAAGCUCUCAGUGUUGCUGGUACAGAACCGGGUCCACCUCUACAAUGUUCUGCUCCUUAAGAUCAUCCUCUUCAACCACUGGGUGUCAGGGCUGCUCCAGCAGGCCCAGGGGUCCUGCAGCCAGCAGGCCCACCCACUGCCUCAGCUCACAGCCUGCGCCGUAGGCUCAGUCCUACGGGCUGGGCUGGCACUGAUGGAGGUCCCUGUGUGGCUGGUUCUGAGGGUGCCCAGGUUAGUGUGGGCAGGCAUGCUGGGCUGUGCCCAGGCCCUGGGCCUGGACCCGAAGCAGCCAGGUGCCUGGGAGCAGCUGGGUCUAUCUGCGGCCACCUGGAUGGACCUACUUCUGUCGUGUCUGCACAGCCUGAUGCUGGCGGCCUUGCUGCUGCUGCUGCUCACCUGCAGGCUGCUGUGGAAGGCCCACCGCUGCAGCCUGGGCUGGCUGCCCAGCCAGGUUCUGUUGGAGAACCAGGUGGUGCUGGGGCUACUGGCCUUGAUGAAGCGUCUGUACUGGUGGGUGGAGAGCACGCUAGUGGUUACCUCCUGGCACCUGGCCUAUCUCGUCACUUGGACCACCUGCCUUGCUUCCCACCUGCUGCAGGCUGCCUUCGAGCACACAGCCCAGUUGGCCCAGGCCCAGGCCCAGGAGGCUGAGCCCCAGGAAGCUGAGUCUCUAUUCGAGUCCCCAUUCUUUGAGUCUCUGGUUCUCAAGGCUGGGCCAGUCCUGCCAGAGCUUGAAACCCUUGGAGAAUAAAUGUGUGUUCAUCUGCCUCUCCUGGUCCUCUCUGGUCUAGGGUCUCACUGGGCUGGAGGGAUGUGUGUGCACCUGUGUGUGUGAGCAUGUAUAUGUAUGCAUGUGUGUGCCUGCACGUGUGCUCUAGGGCUGCCUCUGGGAAGGAAAUCACAUUCUGUGAGCACCUCACACAUGCCAGACAACCACCUCAGACACUUCACACACGUAAUUUUGUUUAAAUCUCAUAGUAGCCCAGGCAUCAGGUUUGGUUAGCGCCAUUUUCCAGAUAAGAAAACUGAGCCUCAGAAGGUUGAACAAUUCCAAGGGCCCAGAGCAAAUUAGAGGAAAAGCCAGCACUGAACCCUGGAUUUUUUGUUUCCCAGAACCCCUAACUUUCUCCAGGUCCUGUCCCUGGUUCUCAGGAUUGCUAGUAUCUGGGGCUUUCGAGGAGACGGGUAGUUAGAGACUCUGGCCUUUGGGGGGUGCCAGGGCCUCACAUUUCAGAGAUUUAGAAAAUUCCUUUGAGAAGUAGUUACUCCUGAGUCAGUCUGUAGCUAAC